UCUCCAGGCAAGACCUCAUCUCCUGCAGCAGCAUCACACAGGCUCGUCUCCUACUCCCAGCCACCGCGCCCGGAAGAGGUGCAGAGUGAGGCCGCCGCCUCUGAGCCACCCGCAGCGUCCCAGCCCAGUGCCGCCCCAGCCCGGAGCUUGGCGCCCGCAGCCGUGUCACCCCUCUCUCAAGGCAGGGGCGGCUGCUCAGACUUCGGCUUCUUGGGGUCCCCGAGGCCAUUGGGGGAGGUGUUGGCAGCCCUCCUCCUGCUCACCGCGGCGGCGGCUGGAACCUUGGCCGCCGCCUCCAGCGCGCCCUUGCUGCCCCGCGCGACCCCUGGAUUGCGAACUCUUGCCCCCGACCUUCUGGGCGGGGCUCUGAGCUCCUACCCUCGGUCCGGAUGGGUCUCCUGGCUGGGACUCGGGCCACUUGGAGUUAAUGUCCAACUGGGGGUCUACGGAGACCGGAUCCGAGGUGCCGCCGCCGGACGGGACUCUAAGAUGAAGUUAUGGGAUGUCGUGGCUGUCUACUUGGUGCUGCUCCACACGGCGUCCGCCUUCCCGCUGCCCGCCGGUAAGAGGCUUCCCGAGGCGUCCGCCGAAGACCGCUCCCUCGUCCGCCGCCACCCGCCCUUCGCGCUGACCAGUGACUCCAAUAUGCCAGAGGAUUAUCCUGACCAGUUUGAUGAUGUCAUGGAUUUUAUUCAAGCCACCAUAAAAAGACUGAAAAGGUCACCAGAUAAACAAAUGGCAGUGUUUCCUCGAAGAGAGCGAAAUCGGCAGAUUGCAGCUGCCAACCCAGAGAAUUCCAGAGGAAAAGGUCGCAGAGGCCAGAGGGGCAAAAAUCGGGGUUGUGUCUUAACUGCAAUACAUUUAAAUGUCACUGACUUGGGUUUGGGCUACGAAACCAAGGAAGAACUGAUCUUUCGUUACUGUAGCGGCUCUUGUGAUGCAGCUGAGACAAUGUACGACAAAAUACUAAAAAACUUAUCCCGAAGUAGAAGAUUAGUGAGUGACAAAGUAGGCCAGGCGUGUUGUAGACCCAUCGCCUUUGAUGACGACCUGUCAUUUUUAGAUGAUAACCUGGUUUACCAUAUUCUAAGAAAGCAUUCCGCUAAACGGUGUGGAUGUAUCUGACCCCGGCUCCAGAGACUGCUGUGUAUUGCAUUCCUGCUACAGUGCAAAGAAAGGGACCAAGGUUCCCAGGAAAUGUUUGCCCAGAACGGAAGAUGAGGACCAAGGAAGUGGAGGAAGAAAAAAGGAUGAGGAGAAGGAGGAAGGCAGCCAUUGAUCAUGGGAGCCUGGUAGAGGAAGGUCCAGCUACAGAAAACUGGAUAGGAGUGAGAGAGGCCGUCCAAGCACUCCAGGAUGGCAGCUGAUGUCACCAGAAGCUCAGGGCUGGUGUCCCUGCUUGGCUGUUGCCAGCGUUUAUCUGAUACAGUCCACAGUCACUGACCACGGUCACAGUCGCGGAUGCUCGCAAAGAACCAAACCAGUGUAUCUCCUGUGGUUCAUUUUCACAUGUCUGAAGACACCAGGGAAAUGUGAUGAUCCUGGUGUCACCUCUUGUCACUACGUUUUACUGCUGAAAAUAAGAAAGGUUUAUUUUCCUGUCACUCAAUGGAUUCAUACCCUGCAAGGAGAGGGGGGAACAAAAACAGAGACACAAAAGAUAAUAGCCUUUGAAUUUGAUGACUGAGGCCUGAGGUUUUACUAUAUCCAGCAUUUUGGGAGAUGGUUGGUGGUUUGAUUUUGAACAUGGUGUGUGGGGUAGGGAGAAGUUGGCUAAGAUUAAAAACAAACCUGAAGGCAUUUCCUUUAUGUCCUCAGAAACAGGAAGCGAGUUGUGGUUCUCGGCAGCAUUCUAGUGGGAGAGCCAACUGCCCCAGCCAGGGAAACCCAUCUGGGGCUUGUUGGUUUACAGAGAUGGAUGUUACAUACCCAGCUCCGUUUAUGUGUGGUCACCAGUGACCAGAGAAGCUACUCGAUGCAAUGCAUCUGUUUCAGACACAGAAAUAUAGAAAAGAUAUUUAUUGAGAUUUAAGUUAUUGUUAUUUAUUACCAUUCACUAACGAAUAUCUCUUUUCUUCCCUUAUUUAUUAAAGUUUCUUUUCAAAGGUGCCAAAGUAUAUGUGCUCGCAAAGUGCAAAGAAAGGUGACACAAGGAAAUUUUAAUUGAGAACAAGGGUCCAUGCUCUUCAAAGUAUUAAAAAGGUUUUCGCUAGGCAAAAAUCACUUACUUUACCUUUAUAAGACAACCCUUCAUUAACUUCCCUGGAUUUCAGCAUUUUUCCCUCUUUUUUAGGGUUUCAUGUAGACCAGGCUGACCCUGACCAUACUACAUAGUAAAGGAUGACCUUGAACUUCUAAUCUUCCUGCUUCCUGUGGUGCUGGGAUUACAGGCACCCUACUCCACCUGGUUUAUGUCCUGGUAGGGAUCAAAUUCAAAGCCUCAUGCAUGCUAGGAAGGUACUCUACCAGUUAAGCUACAUCCCCAGCCCCUAUUUUUAUUUAUUAAAGGAAAAUGUCAGAAGGAAUGUCUUGGCAUCCUCUUCCUUACUGGGAGUGAUGUGCAGAGACCACUGGCAAAUAUCAGCUCAUUGUUGCUAACCACUGAGCAUGAUAGCCACAAGCUCCACUCUCUAUUAUGUGUAAGCUCUUCUUCCCCUCCACGUACAUGAUAUUCAUAACAAUAUAUUCAGAAAGCUAAAUUCCCUUUGGUAAUCUUGAAUUUAAUGUCACCUAAAAGUGAAACGCAGAACCCUGCCAGGUAACCAAGGCUUGGUCCUGCCCCAUGGCACCUCUUCUUCCAUCCUUGCCUAUGUACCACCUCCCGAGGUCACAGAGCCUGGAACACAUAGAGAGACCUUGCAGGGAGAAGCAGUCUGCCAAGCCACAGUUGUCACUUGGGGUCAAUGUUUGCUACCCCUGCCCACUUGAUGACUCCUGAGAAGAAGGAUGCACAGGAAGAGGCACCUGGCUGGCCACAGGAUACACAUUAGGCUCAUCCUUAGAGUUUAAAGGGAAGGAAGUGGUGGGUGGGAAUGUCACCUCCUACUGUCCCCAUGGUGUAUCUCUCUGGCAGCUGACAUAUGGGUCAUAUCUUGAGUCCAAUGUUAGAGCUGUUCAUAAAUGGGGUUUUUAUGUAGUCAUUAAUUUAUCACUAACUUCAUGGCUGCUAGCCACAAAAGUAGGACAGAUCUUAAAAAAAAAAAAAAUGACCAGUUGGCCUCCCUCAAAUAAGCAUGUUAAUUUUGCAAAGUAAUCAAGAGGUGAGAGUUAUCAGACAUCCCCUCCCCUGGCCUUAAAGACCUAAGUUCUACAUGGUUUCGUCCAGCUCCGUCCCUGCCACUCCCUCUACAGGACUGGGAAAUGGAGGAAAGGGCUGUUUUCUCACCCUCUCCUCUUCAAAACAGUAACAACCCCAGCUGCCAGGAGCAAUUCAGGAGUAGUCCAUGAUCCUCUGUUUGAAUCAGAGAAUUUUGGUAGACAUGGUAGCCGAUGUUCCCAGGUCCAGAUACAGCCUCCAACUCCCCAGGGGACCCCCCCCACCCCAGCAUCACCUACACACCACAAGCAAGUUCUAAUGGGAGCAAACUGUUCCACCAAAUCUACAAAAGGGUAAAGUUUGUGAUUUUUCUUCAUUGUUGUGAUUGCCAUCUGACAUAUUAAGGAGUGCGCUUCUUUGGAAGUUCUGACUUCUCUGAUCUGUCUUGGUUAUUUGUGUUAUACAACCAAAGUUCUCUACAGACUUUUAUUUUUGUACAAUAUCAUUUUGUAACUUUUUACAAAUAAAAGCUCAUUUCUAUUG
Messenger RNA from Nannospalax galili (Upper Galilee mountains blind mole rat), 3799 nucleotides. It is a transcript of the gene Gdnf, whose product is annotated as glial cell derived neurotrophic factor. Gene Ontology annotation, molecular function: receptor tyrosine kinase binding; glial cell-derived neurotrophic factor receptor binding; growth factor activity. Gene Ontology annotation, biological process: negative regulation of neuron apoptotic process; positive regulation of branching involved in ureteric bud morphogenesis; peripheral nervous system development. NCBI's taxonomy places the organism in Eukaryota, Metazoa, Chordata, Mammalia, Rodentia, Spalacidae. Bases 490 to 1125 code for a protein of 211 amino acids. The transcript is spliced from 3 exons. The record is from RefSeq and is a predicted model, not a curated record.